Tetrahymena thermophila SB210 is the source of this 680-nucleotide messenger RNA. RefSeq lists its product as hypothetical. NCBI's taxonomy places the organism in Eukaryota, Ciliophora, Oligohymenophorea, Hymenostomatida, Tetrahymenidae. The transcript has a single exon. The record is from RefSeq and is a predicted model, not a curated record.
CAAAGUUAUUUCUUAUAAUGUUUUUAAAUCAUUAUUUUAAAAAAUACAUAAGAUUGAAUAAGGACAUGAUAUGGGAUCAUUAUCUGAAGUUAACAAAAAUUACAUAAACACUAACUUUUUCAAUAACAUUCCAAGAACAAGAGAUAUUGUAAAAAAUGGUACAAUUUCACACGAUGAUUAAACCUUCGGAAUUUUGAAUCAAAAAAUACAAGAUACAUUCUAAGUAAACAUUAAAUAUGUUUCAUUAUAAGAAUUUUUCAAAUUACCUCAAAAUGGAAUUUCAUAGGAUAAUGUAAAGAAAAUACUUGAUUAAAUAUAAGGAAAUAAUAUUUCAAAUCUAAUUCAAAAUUAUGUUGAAAAAUAUAUUAACAAAAGAAAAGAAAAAUUAUUUGAUGUUUCUGAUAUGUUUAAAAUCGAAUCAGAAGAAAAAUAAUAUAAAAUAUGGAAUUUAGAAUAAAAUUAAUUAAUUGUUCCUAAACUCGAUAAUCUAUUUUAAAAAUCAGAUGUUAUUUGUUAAUUCAAUUAACUGAGAUUUAGUUAAGAAUCAUUAUAAAUCGCUUCAGGUUUAAUAGGAUCAAUUGUAUCAUAUGAAUAAUUUGAAUUCUUUAUGAAUAAAUUAAUUAAAAAAUUAUUUAGAAGUAUAACUUUUAAAGUUAGAUAUAUUCGAACAUAUUUUUGUG